GAGCAAAAAAAGAAGAAGCCUAUGUUUUUGUUUCUGGCGGAAACACCGCUGUGGUAGGGUGUGUUUUUGUUCGUUUGAUAAAAGUUUUGGAAUAACCCAAAUGUGUUCAUAAGAUCUGGUCUGAGAUGUACUACUAUCGAUAUGAGAAUGCUGAGGUCAGCUGCUGCUACAAAUAUCUGAUGUUUAGCUACAACAUCAUCUUUUGGCUGGCUGGAGUUGCUUUCAUUGCAGCUGGUUUCUGGGCAUGGAGUGAAAAGGGAGUCCUGUUAGAUCUUACCCAGGUGACCCGGCUGCAUGGUUUUGACCCAGUCUGGUUGGUUCUAGCAGUAGGUGGGAUCACCUUCAUCCUGGGCUUUGCCGGCUGUGUGGGAGCUCUAAGAGAAAACAUCUGUCUGCUUAAGUUUUUUUCUGGUGUGAUUGGCUUCAUCUUCAUCUUGGAGCUGACGGCUGCAGUUCUGGCAGUUGUUUUCCAGAGCCAGGUCAGACAGUGGAUCAAUGACUUCUUCCUAGCAAACAUCAAAGCGUACAGAGAUGACAUUGACCUGCAGAACCUCAUUGACUCUCUACAGAGGAUGAACCACUGCUGUGGAGCUCAGGAGCCAAACGACUGGGAUCUGAAUAUUUAUUUCAGUUGUAAUGAUACCCAUCGCAGUCGAGAGAGGUGUGGAGUUCCGUUUUCCUGCUGUAUCACAGAUCCUGCUGACUCGGUGGUGAACACUCAGUGUGGCUAUGAUGUUCGAAACAAACCAAAGAGAGAUUGGACUGAACAUAUCUUCACUAAAGGCUGUAUCCCUGCGUUGGAAGACUGGUUACCUGGAAACCUCUACACAGUAGCAAUCGUGUUCAUCGUCAUCUCUCUGCUGCAGAUGGUGGGGAUCUACCUUGCAAGGACUCUGAUCUCUGACAUCUUGAAGGUCAAAUUCAACUACUGAAGCUCCAAUUGCAGGGGAUGUGGCCUAAACAUACAGGGGGGGUCACCACCUGCAGUGGCUAGGCCUCAACCAUGUGUUACAGGACCAAGUUUCUUCAGUCAGAUGUGCCUUCCUGUUCUUCCUUUUUUUUUGUCUCUCUUCCUUUUUAGCAGCUCUGCCUUAUCAAGCUAUGUUUUCAUGUCAUCAGUGCAGUCCUUCUUGAUCAUCACAUUGCUAUGGUUACAGAAACCUGAGAGAGAACAUUUGUUCUCCUUUUUUUGGGAGAUCUGUUGAUGUUGCAGUGUUUAGUUUGUUUGUCUGUUUUAUUCUUGAAUGUUUCUUCAUCUUUGCAACAAGAAGCUGCUCAGCACCAGACUGCCUUCAAAUCAAACUGUCUCAGUCUUCUUUCUGAAUGUUAAUUGAACCAUUUAGACCUUUGAUGUGAUUGGCUGUUUACCACUCAGUGCCUCCAACAUCACCAUCUUUGUCAUCAUCUUCAUCAUCAUCAUCAUCAAAUUGUACUCAGGUCUUCUCUUUUUAACGUUCUUCUUAACGUAAUGUGUCUGGUUGAUUGAUCUACUUAUUUCUUUGAAUUAACUUUAUCAAGUCUUGUAUAAUAUCAGUUUUCUCUUUUUGUUUUUAAAUACAAAACUGUACAAAACAAAAAAAACAUAAAGUGAGUCCAGUAAAAGUAGUUUUAUCACCCAAAUGUUUCCGAUUGAGCAUUUUAGUCCUGUCAUAAUCAUUUCUGUGAUUCAAACAGGAAGUGAACCCUUAAUGUAAAAACAGGUUUGAAUCCAGCCGGGCCAAUUAGAGAAAGAUGAGUCAGUGAUGUCAUCCAAGCAGGGUUACAGAGCUCUGGCAGCUUUAUGUUUAUUGCGGACAUGAACAAUGUAACUUAAUCUGUAACAUUAAUAAUUGACGUUGUUUUGAAAUGGCAACAACCCAAAACUAAUAAUUAUUCAUGAAUGACAAAAAAAGAGAAAAUAAAUCAAAAUAGUUCAUGAUAUAACAUGACCUUAAACUCGGUCAUAUUUCCUUGACAUGGUUAAUUCCAGCCUUAUGUAUAAAAAAAACUUACUCACUGGACUUAUUUUUGUUUUUAUUUAAGCAACACCAAAAAUGAUAGAAACAAGAGAGAACUUACACUGAACUAGACCUGACAGGAAAAUAGAACAAUAGAAGUGGUAAAAAAAAGAAGUUGAAAUCAUUGAAAUGGCAGACUGUUCCUCACAACAUAUCAGGUGAUUCCUCACCUGUAUGUUUGAUUUAAAAAAAGACUUAAAACUUUAUUGACACUGGAUUCAUUUGAGUUGAAAAUGUUGCUAUGAAUGAAGAUUUCGGGGUGACUGAGCCAAUCAGAAAAUAAUAGAACAUUUUGUUUAAAUUUUCUGCUUUGUGUUUAUGGUUUCAUUUUCAUGUUUAUGUUGGGAGUUUAAAAAUGACCUUUUUUCUGAAGGGAUUCUUUUUUUAUACAUAAUUUUUAUGUCUUCUUGUUUUCAUAAAAUAAAAUUGAAACUUGUUUUUA
Labrus bergylta (ballan wrasse) is the source of this 2439-nucleotide messenger RNA. RefSeq names its product tetraspanin 14 (gene tspan14). Lineage: Eukaryota; Metazoa; Chordata; Actinopteri; Labriformes; Labridae. Gene Ontology annotation, cellular component: plasma membrane. The record is from RefSeq and is a predicted model, not a curated record.